Molecule: messenger RNA, 804 nt
Organism: Ceratotherium simum simum (southern white rhinoceros)
Lineage: Eukaryota; Metazoa; Chordata; Mammalia; Perissodactyla; Rhinocerotidae
Product: phospholipid scramblase family member 5
Biological process (GO): plasma membrane phospholipid scrambling
Cellular component (GO): plasma membrane
Molecular function (GO): phospholipid scramblase activity
Source: RefSeq, a predicted model, not a curated record
AUGGCCUCUAAAGAUGCACAGAACCAAAGAAGCAGAGAUCUGGCUGGUUUUCUUCCUGGAGCUCCAGACCCAGACCACAGCCUUCAGGUCUCACCUCCCACUCCAGGGCACCAAGCGUGGCAGCCGGGUCUCCGUCCGCCAGGCAGUCUCCCUCCUGGUCUAGAACAUUUAAGCCAGUUAGACCUGAUAAUUAUACAUCAGCAAGUGGAGCUUCUUGGAAUGAUACUUGGGACUGAGACCUCCAACAAAUAUGAGAUCAAAAACAGCUUGGGACAAAGAAUUUACUUUGCAGUGGAAGAAAGCAUCUGCUUCAAUCGUACUUUCUGCUCCACACUGCGCGCUUGCACUCUGAAGGUCAUAGACAACUCUGGUCGGGAGGUGAUGACAGUAAACAGGCCCCUGAGGUGUAGCAGCUGCUGGUGCCCUUGCUCCCUACAAGAGUUAGAAAUCCAAGCUCCUCCUGGUACUAUAGUUGGUUAUGUUACACAGAAGUGGGAUCCCUUUCUGCCUAAAUUCACAAUCCAAAAUGCAAACAAAGAAGAUGUUUUGAAAAUUGUUGGUCCUUGUGCAACAUGUGGCUGUUUUGGUGAUGUGGAUUUUGAGGUGAAGACCAUUAAUGAGAAGCUCACAAUCGGGAAGAUUUCAAAGUACUGGUCAGGAUUUGUAAACGACGUCUUCACCAACGCUGACAACUUUGGAAUUCACGUUCCUGUGGAUCUGGAUGUGACGGUCAAAGCCGCCAUGAUUGGUGCUUGUUUCCUCUUUGAUUUUAUGUUCUUUGAACAUUCACUGGCUGGACUAUAA